GACGACGACAGCUUCGAUGAUGAUGACAAGCCAAAGUGCGUGGAUCAGACCUUCAUGUGCAACAAGAUCUGCUACGGAUUCAAGUUGGAGAAGGCGCAGUUGUACUGGUGCCUCCACCGGUGCCACUCGAAGUUCGUCCAUAAGCUCAAGCCUGGACUGGACAACUACUGUUCAGAGUGUGGAAAGUUCUAUGGACCUCCUCCGAAAACCACGACCACGACGACUCCCGGGCUCCCUCCAGUCAAUCCUACUUGCCCCUUCUUCACCACAACCACAACUCCGUUCCCUACUACCACCACACGGAAGCACCCAACGGAUGACGAUGAUGGUGGCCGGCGCCGCCGCAUCAUCAGCAGCCGCCGCCGCAUCAUCAAGGGCGAUGACGACGAUGGCAGCAGCCGCCGCCGCAUCUUCAAGGGCGAUGAUGACGAUGGCAGCAGCCGCCGCCGCAUCUUCAAGGGCGAUGAUGACGGUGGCAGUCGUCGCCGCAUCGUCAGCGGGGAUGACGACGAUGGAAGCCGGCGCCGCCGUAUCUCCGGGGGUGAUGAUGACUAG
Molecule: messenger RNA, 555 nt
Organism: Symbiodinium pilosum
Lineage: Eukaryota; Dinophyceae; Suessiales; Symbiodiniaceae
Source: the annotation of a GenBank genome assembly